GUCCUCAUUAAAAUUAAUCGCCAUCCAUGAACGCCAUUUGACAAACCAUUGCCCAUCUGUAAAAUCAGCCGAACGACGUUUCAGCAAACUGAUUGCAUUACAAUUCGCUUGUUAUGAAGAGCACAACUGCCAGGAGAGCCAGAACUCGCAUCCAUGCUCGGUACAUGUAGAGAUUGUACGUACUUCAUAGCCCGAUAGGCAGGUGGAUGAUACAGAAAUAUCUGGUUCUUCUAGUGAACUCAUCCCGCCACAGCUGCUUCCUCUCGAGCACGGCUGAGCCACCCUGCAACUUCGGCACUCAGCAUUCGCCGCUGUGCCAUCUAAUCUAGUCUGCAAUAUCAAGUCAUCAAGCGCCAGCUUUCUCGUUAGGCUUGCACCUUGACGACGAGCAUACUGUACAUCUAUCACCUCUGGACGCGUAUUUUACGUGAUGAAUACAUCCACCAGACAGUAUGGAGACCUGGCAACCCAACUCAUUCAAGAAUCGCGUCGAUCGACUGCGACCGACACGCUUUUGAAGUACAACGACGUGCUUGUGCGGACGAUUGUUCGAGAGCAGCGUCAACUCGAAUCCCUCAUCCAGUCUGCUCUUUCAAAUCAAGACGGUCUUGACCCUGGAAAUGACCCCAUGACCCCGACAGUACUUUUGUAUCAAACAGCAAUUCUUCGUAACAAACGCUGUCUCCUCGCCUACCACCAUCAUCGGAUAGAACGACUGAAGGACCUUUACUGGUCCGUCGGCGGUGCUUUACCUCUUCUUCUUUCAACACAUGCGACUGCACCUUCGAAUGCUGCCAAUAUGGGUGCGGAUGCAACUUCUGCGCCCGCGGACAUACGGUCGAAACUCUCGCCGCACGAAGUUGACUUCUUAAGGUCGUACAAUGCGUCCCUACUUACUUUCCGAUCGGGAGUGCUGGCGACAGAAGAAGUUGAUCUCUUCGCUCCCAUACUCAAACCGCCGAAGGAUUUGCACGUUCUUGUUCGCGUCGUUCUCGACUGCGGUGUUAUUCAGACGGAGGUCGGAGCAAUCGACUUCCGUCGUGGGCAACGAUUCAUGGUUAGACGUGCGGAUGUGGAGCAUCUCAUCGUGCAGGGCUAUUUAGAGGAAGUUUAAUGUACUUAUUCUGGUGUUCGAUGUAAGUUUGUCCUGCUGCUUCUUGAUAUGACGAUCUGUUGCUCAGGCUGAAUGCAAGAUAAAUGAACCUUGCUAUCAAAUUUUCUUGUGACAGUCGCUCGAUAAGCCCAUAUGGAUUCCGGAAUACAUCGAGCUCGGACUUGUGGAACCUCCGAUUUGGCCACCACCGAUGAGAGCUUAAUCCCAACAACAUUUACGUCUCAUGCUCUCCCUCUCCCAACCGAUUUGAAAAGGCUUGAAGAACAGCGUAGGCCUCGGUCGCGAGGGGUGGACAACGGACUGGGCGAGUGCAUCUCCCGGCGUUCCUGGCCCUCCACUGGGCUUACUACAUAUAAGCUUUGAUGGUAGGGGAAAGAAUCAUAAAUGGAACCGUGGCAAGAAACAAAGGGAAUACUGUAGAGGGGAAUUUGAUUUCGUAGCCUUUCUUGACAGAUGGCGUUAGUACUGGUGAUAAGCACAAGCUUUCUACUCAGGCUUAUAAGUAACGUCAUGAUGUACCUUGUUUUCUAAACCUACAAUAUCUCCAUAGAGAUGUUCUCAGCUUUGU
This is a messenger RNA of Somion occarium, 1682 nucleotides long. Lineage: Eukaryota; Fungi; Basidiomycota; Agaricomycetes; Polyporales; Cerrenaceae. The record is from the annotation of a GenBank genome assembly.